Molecule: messenger RNA, 1014 nt
Organism: Akanthomyces muscarius
Lineage: Eukaryota; Fungi; Ascomycota; Sordariomycetes; Hypocreales; Cordycipitaceae
Exons: 2
Coding region: 1-1014 (337 amino acids)
Biological process (GO): maturation of SSU-rRNA from tricistronic rRNA transcript (SSU-rRNA, 5.8S rRNA, LSU-rRNA)
Cellular component (GO): nucleolus
Source: RefSeq, a predicted model, not a curated record
AUGGCUCUCCUCGGCAAGCGCAAGUCGCGCGACGGCGAAACCGCCAGCGCCGACGUCUCGGAGCUCGACGCCGCGGCCAUCUUCCGACGCCACUUCGAGGCCCAGUUUGAGCCCCUCGACGAGGAGGACGAGGCGGCGCGGGCGCAGCGCGAGCAGGACGACGACGACGAGGUCGACUCGGACCUCAAUGGCGACGACGAUGACGACGACGAUGACGAUGACAGUGACGACGCGGAUGAGUGGGGUGGCUUCUCGGGCGCAGAAGACAAAGACUCAGAAGACAGCGACGACGAGGACACGCAGACAACAGCAGCAGUCGAAGUCAUAGACCACUCGAAGCCGCAAAUACCAAAGGAGCCUCAAAUGAGCAAAAAAGAACUCAAAGCAUUCAUGUCCUCCAAGGUCAUCGACCACACCGCCCCUCAGCCCUCCCCGUCCUCCUCCUCCGCCGCCGCCUCGGCCAAGCCCGCCAAGGCCCUCCCCGAGGACGCGCCGUCUCUCCUCGCGCAGGACCUCGAGCUGCGCCGCCUCCUCUCCGAGUCGCACCUCCUCACGCCCUCGCACAACAACGCCGCCUCGGCCUCGGUCUUUUCCUCCUCCGUCGUCCACGGCACCGCGGCGGAGCCGAGGGCCUUCUCGUCGGGCCGCACGCGGCAGCGGGCGACCGACCUCCGCCUGCAGGCCCUCGGGUCCAAGGGCUCGGUGCUGGCGCAGGAGCGCAUGCCGAUGAGCAUGCGCAAGGGGAUCGCGGCGGCGGCCGACGCGCGCGACGCCAAGCGCAGGCGAGAGGCCAAGGAGAAUGGCGUGAUCCUGGAGAGGAGCGCGCAGACGCAGGGGAGGAAAAAGGGCGGCGGCGGCGGCAGCAGCAGGGGGAGAGGUGGUGGUGAUGUGCACAGCCCGGGGAUUGGACGCAUGAGAGGUGCGGAGCUGAGGAUUAGCGAGAGUGAUGUGAGAAAGAUUGAGGGAAGUCGGGAUGCGUUUGGCAGAAAGGGACGGGGUGGAGGUCGGCGGUAG